Messenger RNA from Anopheles marshallii, 987 nucleotides. It is a transcript of the gene Dhdds, whose product is annotated as dehydrodolichyl diphosphate synthase complex subunit DHDDS. Bases 1 to 987 code for a protein of 328 amino acids. Gene Ontology annotation, cellular component: endoplasmic reticulum; dehydrodolichyl diphosphate synthase complex. Gene Ontology annotation, molecular function: ditrans,polycis-polyprenyl diphosphate synthase [(2E,6E)-farnesyl diphosphate specific] activity. The record is from RefSeq and is a predicted model, not a curated record. NCBI's taxonomy places the organism in Eukaryota, Metazoa, Arthropoda, Insecta, Diptera, Culicidae. The transcript has a single exon. Gene Ontology annotation, biological process: polyprenol biosynthetic process.
AUGGCUCCUUCGGCCGCUGGAGUUACCCCGAUCCGUGCGCCCCCCACGGUAGUACCGGAACCACCUGCCCCGACCUGGGUCCGGGAAAGCAAUCUGCACUGGUACCAUCGGUGGAUAAUCCGGGUGCUACAGGCCGGUCCGAUACCGACGCACGUCGCGUUCAUCAUGGACGGUAACCGACGGUACGCGCGGAAAACAAACAUUGCCAAAGCGGAGGGUCAUUCGGCCGGGUUCGAGAAACUGUCCGAAACGCUGCAGUGGUGCCUGGAGGUAGGCAUCAGCGAGGUGACGGUGUACGCAUUCAGCAUCGAAAACUUCAAGCGCACACAGGAAGAGGUGGACACGCUGAUGAAUCUUGCGCGGGAAAAAUUCCAACGGCUGCUGGCGGAACGGGACAAGCUGCAUGAGCGGGGCAUCUGCAUUCGGAUCAUCGGUAACUGGGAUCUGCUAGAACCGGACAUACGGCGUAGCAUCGCGGAAGCGGUACUGCUCACACGCCACAACCGUAAGGCCAUCCUGAAUGUGGCGUUCGCAUACACGUCUCGGGACGAGAUAACACAUUCCAUCCGUACCGUCGCGCAGGCCGUUGGCGAUGGGCAACUCGAACCGGACGACGUCACCGAAGAGCUGCUAACCCGCUGCCUGUACACAAAGUAUUCGGCCGAGCCGGAUCUGCUGGUGCGCACGUCCGGUGAAGUACGGUUAAGUGAUUUCCUCCUCUGGCAGUCGGCUACCUCCGUGAUGUACUUUACCGAAACGCUAUGGCCCGAGUUUACCAUCUGGCAUCUGCUUGGUGCGGUGUUCUACUAUCAACGGGUACGCUGGCAAAUGUUGGACGUGCGAAAAGCGUUAGACCAAUACACACACGACGGUGGUGUAGAAUUGUGCGGCAAGCGAAAGGAACGUAUCGGUCGGUUUUUGGAGUAUGUGGAGCGGCAGGAGGAGCAUCAGCUGGUGCGACUGGUACGGGGGACGGGUAUAAAAUAA